Closterium sp. NIES-65 is the source of this 402-nucleotide messenger RNA. NCBI's taxonomy places the organism in Eukaryota, Viridiplantae, Streptophyta, Zygnematophyceae, Desmidiales, Closteriaceae. The record is from the annotation of a GenBank genome assembly.
AUGGGCGCCUAUCUCUAUGGGCGCCUAUCUCUAUGGGCGCCUAUCUCUAUGGGCGCCUAUCUCUAUGGGCGCCUAUCUCUAUGGGCGCCUAUCUCUAUGGGCGCCUAUCUCCAUGGGCGCCUAUCUCUAUGGGCGCCUAUCUCUAUGGGCGCCUAUCUCUAUGGGCGCCUAUCUCUAGGGGCGCCUAUCUCUAGGGCGCCUAUCUCUAGGGGCGCCUAUCUCUAUGGGCGCCUAUCUUUAGGGGCGCCUAUCUCUAUGGGCGCCUAUCUCUAUGGGCGCCUAUCUCUAUGGGCGCCUAUCUCUAGGGGCGCCUAUCUCUAUGGGCGCCAAUCUCUAGGGGCACCUAUCUCUAUGGGCGCCUAUCUCUAUGGGCGCCUAUCUCUAUGGGGUGCCUAUCUCUAA